AUGAUUUCGACGAAAACUGAGGUGGAAAGAUUAGCUCAGAUAAACAACGAAUUGUUAGCUGAAGAAAGUCGUACGGAUCUGACUGAAGAUGAACGUGCAGGAAACAAAUUUCUCAUGCGAUGUCUUUCCAAGGACAUCAAUGAUGCUAUUGAGAGUUAUGAGGAGUAUAAAGUGCAAAGGGAGGAUGUCGAUACCGCGCUGGCGGAAAUGCACAAAAAUUUCCCAAGAAUUAUCGAGAAUAUGGCUCUGGAAAUUGUUAGCCCUUUGAAAUGUUUGUAA
Messenger RNA from Gongylonema pulchrum, 279 nucleotides. The record is from the annotation of a GenBank genome assembly. Lineage: Eukaryota; Metazoa; Nematoda; Chromadorea; Rhabditida; Gongylonematidae.